Molecule: messenger RNA, 585 nt
Organism: Closterium sp. Naga37s-1
Lineage: Eukaryota; Viridiplantae; Streptophyta; Zygnematophyceae; Desmidiales; Closteriaceae
Source: the annotation of a GenBank genome assembly
AUGCCGGUCGUGGCGCACCAGGGGCCCGUGCACCGCCCCCCCCCCCCUUUUCCCGUCGCCUUACGUGGCGACCCGGGGGGGGGGGGGGCGCGACCUGGGGGGGCGCGCGUCGCCCCUUCUUCCGCCUGCUCUGGCGCCCUGGGAGGCCGCGCAGGGCAGCAGGGCGCACGGGGCGCACAGGGCAGCAGGGCAGCAGGGCGCACGGGGCGCACAGGGCUGCAGGGCGCGCGGGGCGCACAGGGCAGCAGGGCAGCAGGGCGCACGGGGCGCACAGGGCAGCAGGGCGCGCGGGGCGCAGCAGGGCUGGCGGGUUGGCCACACCCGCCACCCCCAUACCCUCCCCCACUGCUGCACCCGCAGCAGAGAGAUGGGGGGGGGGGGGGCGGGGGGGGCAGGCAGGUGCUGCAGGUCCCCUCCCCCCACUGCCGCAUCCGCUCCAGGGGGAUGGCAGAUCCCCUCCCCCCCACUGCUGCACCCGCAGCAGGGGGAGGGAGAGGAGAAAAGGGCGGAGAGGAGGGGGGGGGGGGGCUGGUGCCGCAGAUCCCCUCCCCCCCCACUGCUGCACCCGCAGCAGGAGGGAGGUAG